Molecule: messenger RNA, 3228 nt
Organism: Darwinula stevensoni
Lineage: Eukaryota; Metazoa; Arthropoda; Ostracoda; Podocopida; Darwinulidae
Source: the annotation of a GenBank genome assembly
UCGUCCGAUCACAGCUGAACUCCCUUCCACCCUCGGGCAGGCCCCUGCACGUUCCAGCCGUCCAUCCAGAGGGGGAAUGUGGUGUUGGGCGUUCGCGCUUUUCCUCGUCUCUGGUUUCUUCACGGUCGUCUCGGAAACGAGGAAUCAUCGCACCUUUACCGCGGGGGAGCUGGCGGUAUUGCAGGCAGAAGGAAUUCUGGACAACAUUGAACAAUACAACUUCGAAAGUGGGCAGGACGUCAAGCUCUUCUGCACUCUGACUGACGCUGGGUUAACCGAGGGACUCGCUACCUCUGAUCUCAGAUUCGAGACAUCGUCUGAUGACGUCGUAAAACCUGACUCCACGUUGAACGAAACAACGGUGUCCUUAAUCGUUGCUAAUGCUUCGGCGGAAGAUUCCGGCCGAUACUAUUGUGGGAACGUUUCCGGAGAAGAAAACUUGACCAUGCUUGAUAAUGUAUACUUGAAGAUCGGCUUUCCACCGCAGGAGCUGAAAUACUGGCGUUGUUGGUCGAAGGAGUUGGAGUUAUUCUAUUGCAAUUGGACAAAACCAGAGAAUCCCGUUCAGACGGAUUACUUUUUCUACAUCCAGACCGAUGGGACGACGAUGACAGAAUGCCGGCAGAAGAACUCAAACGUAGAGGAAUGCGAGGCGCUGAAAGGCCAGACUCCUGCUUAUUCUCCGAGUAAGACAGAAAUGAACAUCACAGUGGAUGCCCAGAAUUUGCUCGGAAACCGAACCUUCACUUAUCCCUUCGAUCACUACCGGAACAGUGAGUCUGGAUCCUUCUCCAAUUCUCCUGAUAAGCACCAUCUCGUCAUUGCCAAAGGUACAUUUGAUGCCAUAAACACAGUUAAGAUCGAGGAAUUGGAGAAUGUUGCCGUGCAGACAGUGGAUGCGAAGACCCUGAACGUCACCUGGGAUCUCCCGGCUAACUUGAAGCACUUCAAUGUCUCCAUCAUCCACAGCAUACGCUGGGCAGCCCAGCUCCCGGCUGAGGAGAGCCAACCCGUUAAUGAGGCGAAUUACACGAUCCCAGGAAAGUCUAAGAAAGGGUCCUGGAACUAUACACUGACUGGCCUUAUACCGAACACCGUAUAUGAUGUUUGGAUGAGGGCCAUUGUCGCGGAAGCAGCUCACCUUGAUCUCUGGUCCAUUUCUACCGAUGCCGAAAACAAAACCCUGCCGAAAGAGCCGGACAGGAGUCCAGAUGCGCCGCUUGGGAGUUUCCACGUCGAGCUGAUUGAUGACAGCCUCAGGAAUAUCUACCUUUACUGGAUCCCGCUGAAAGACUGGGAGCAUAACUCCGACAACUUUACUUACCAGAUCCUGAGAGAGGACGCAACGAAUGACAAGAAGUACGUGCUGGAAUGGAGGGCACUCGAAGAGGAGAAGACGAGGAAUAUCACCGUGUUUUGGUGUCCUUCCUAUCCUCCCUGGCCCGACUGUGAUUCGAGCAUCAGCUGGACUGUUGUUCCCAAGUCCAAUACCACUUUCGAGCUGGAGUCAACCGAAUCCCUCAAGUUCGCUGUGUCGGCCAACGGAGAAUUCGCGCAGAGUGGAAUGGGCUGGAAGGGGUUCGAAUCUUCUCAAGAACCAGGGCAGGACUCCCUUGUGUUAAUUCUGGUGAUCACUGCAGUUAUUGCUGUGGUCCUGGUCGCAUCAGCUGUACUGGGGGGCAAGAGGUUGUGGAAGCGCUUCCGUAAGAUGGGCGAUGUCGAAGUAACGCUGCCUCCGGCAUUCACUAAAGGAGACAUUAAUCUGAAUGAGACAGGGGAACAACCAAUGCAAGCUUCUCUGGACGAAAUUGAGAACUUUAACGUUAACCAGGCCAUCGCUGCAAACUCACUGCCAGACUUGAAGAGAGAUGUGUCAUCUACUACGAAUUACAUGGUCCCGUUGCACAGAAGAGGGAGCAUAGAAACAGAAACCAUCCCAGACCCUGAAGACCCCUCAAUGCCGACUUUCAUUCGAAGCUCAAAUCCUGCAACCAUCGUAGAGACAUCAUUGGAGUACAUCCAAGUUGGAAUGCAGGAAGUGGAACCUGUGCCCGGCACGGAAGGCUCCACUCCUGGCAGCCCCACAAUCAGGACACCAAGCCUGGUUGACGCAUACGAGCAGUUACAAGAGCCCUUAGAAGAUCCCGGAUAUUCGAUCGUCCGAGAAGGGUACACGUGCCUCGCACCCAGUGAAGGAGAUAUCAAGUACAUCCGUGUUGACAUGGAGGAUGAAGAUAAAGCACAUGACGAAGAACUUGAUGACAACAGGAGUUUCGAAAUGGAUUACGAUGAGUCCCCCGUUGAUAAUGGGGAUCCCAUGAAAAGCCUGGGUAUUGUGGACAGGGAGACACAAGAGAAAGUGCCGACCCCUAGAUACAUUCACGUGAGUGUGAUGUCCGACCAUGGUGGAGGGCCAAUAUGUAUCGGGAUGAACGAUGAACUGGAGAUGAGUCCCCUAGAUAGGGGCCAGGAAGAUGAAGGGGAAUCUCUGCAAGCUGCUGUAUCUUGUGAAAAUACUUAUGUGGAAGCAGGAGCUAUGUCGUAACGCUAAGCACGAGAAAUUUAAAUGAAGGUGAAGCAGAAUUUAUCAAUGUCACUAUGGCUUCCUUGUAAGAACUAGCUAGCAUGAGUCGCCGACAUGAAACUCAGACAGGCUUCUGACGUCUCGUCAUUGUACAAGAAUGGUGUAAAAAUAGAAUGUUAUGUGCUUUCUGCAUUCCGCAUAGAAUUGAAGGAUGAAAGGAGAACCAGGAAAUGUACAAAGUACAAAUGUAAUCACAUUUCAUUGUAUUUCAUCAAUCCCUUCUAUUUGAUCUAGAUCUUCCCGUAUUUUUCUCAAUUUCUCAUCUGAAGUAGAGACUGUCAUUUCGAUAAUGACUGAAAUGAGUAGAAAUAAUCUACAAAAGAUUAACUAAUUCAUUCAGAGCACGAAACAUUAUAUAAGUCAAUCAUAUGACGAAAAGAGUACAACUUAAAGCAAUGGAAGCAGUGAUAAUAUCCCGGACUUCCUCAUUCAACCAUGUUCUGUUCGACUUACUCAACCAUUGAUUCAUUUUCCUUGGCCUCCAUCACCUUAUUUAAAAAAUAAUCGCAAGAAAGAUAAGUAGGUAAAACGCAAUUUUUGGAUGAAUUUUUGGUUAUCUGACUUCCAUAAGAAAAAAAAAUAAAAACUUAUAUUUUUGUAUACCAAGCAAUAUGAAACUCAUAGGUGCCGUCAAGUUAUAAUCA